Messenger RNA from Drosophila teissieri, 1440 nucleotides. RefSeq names its product nuclear inhibitor of protein phosphatase 1 (gene NiPp1). Gene Ontology annotation, cellular component: nuclear speck. The transcript has 5 exons. Gene Ontology annotation, molecular function: protein binding; protein serine/threonine phosphatase inhibitor activity; mRNA binding. NCBI's taxonomy places the organism in Eukaryota, Metazoa, Arthropoda, Insecta, Diptera, Drosophilidae. The coding region runs from base 114 to 1277 and encodes 387 amino acids. The record is from RefSeq and is a predicted model, not a curated record.
CGGCAGCACUACCAUUUUUUUAUGUGUACACAUUGGCGGCCAAGGAUUUUUCAUAAAAAUAAACACUUUUUGUAUAAACUGACUUUCCGCACGUCUUAAAUUAAGUUAAUCGCAUGGCUAACAGCUACGACAUACCCAGUUGGGCCGGAAAACCGCCCACUGGCUUGCAUCUGGAUGUGCUGAAGGACGACAAACUGGUUCAAAAACUGAUGGUGGAUGAGAAAAGGUGCUAUCUAUUUGGUCGCAACAGCCAGAUGAACGACUUCUGCAUAGACCACGCUUCCUGUUCGCGGGUGCACUCGGCAUUCGUUUACCACAAGCACCUGAACAUAGCCUACCUCGUGGAUCUGGGGUCCACCCACGGCACCUUCAUUGGAACCCUCAGACUGGAGCCGCACAAGCCCACCCAGCUGCAGAUCAACAGCACCUUCCACUUUGGGGCUUCUACCCGGAACUACAUACUCAGGGAACGACCCUCUGGUCACCACAGCAACAUCAUGGAAGACCUGCCGCUUAGUGAAACUAGUGAUGGAGCUCUCCUGGGCCUACCCGAAAGCCAAACGGAGCUUGAUAAUCUCACAGAAUACAACACGGCCCACAAUCGGCGCAUCUCAAUGCUGGGCAUCGAUGAUGAUACCAAUAUGCGAAAGCAAAACGCCUUGAAACAGGGACGUCGCACCAGAAAUGUCACAUUUAACGACGAGGAGAUUGUCAUCAAUCCUGAGGAUGUGGAUCCCAAUGUGGGACGCUUCAGGAACUUGGUACAAACUACAGUGGUACCCGCCAAGAGGGCUCGCUACGACGUCAACCAUAUGGGCAUCCAUUCGGGUAACAGCAGUCUGUCCAGUGCCAAUGCCGCCCAUGUGCACCAGAUGUUCCAGCAGAGCCUGGUUGACAUGAAGCACCAGCAGCAGCAGCACAGGGAAAUGCCUCCGCCCAACGCGGUGCUCCACUCGCCUACUAAUUCCCUAUACCAAGGACUCCCGGCGGAAACGCACGGCAAGGGGGACCUAGAACCCAUCUCUCCAUUGACCAUUGGGUCCAAGCUGGGCCUACUGCUGCCGAAUCCCGCGCCUGAAGUGCUGCCAGUCUAUGAUGAGGUUGUGGAGCCCUCCUCGACCCUGGCUCAAAAGUUGGCCGUCGCUAAUGCAAACGUUCGUCGCUAUGGAGAGGAUCCGCAUGACUCCAGUGGCGAAGGCGAUGCUCUGUGCCCACAGAAAAAGAAAUACGCCAAGGAGGCAUGGCCAGGUCGCAAGCCCAUGCUUGGGCAGCUGUAAAGGCUUACUAACUAACUCGGGACAUGGCGGGCCACCAAUAAUUAUGUUCGUAGCAAAAUAAUUAAGACACCACCUACGAACUCCUCAAGCUUAUGAUUGAAAAUACACUCUAGAGUAAUAUUUGUUUAUUACACUUUCAACAAGAUUAAACCAAAACAUUUUA